This is a messenger RNA of Lepus europaeus (European hare), 885 nucleotides long. RefSeq names its product prostaglandin-E(2) 9-reductase-like. Gene Ontology annotation, molecular function: androsterone dehydrogenase [NAD(P)+] activity; aldose reductase (NADPH) activity; ketosteroid monooxygenase activity. The record is from RefSeq and is a predicted model, not a curated record. Gene Ontology annotation, cellular component: cytosol. The coding region runs from base 176 to 859 and encodes 227 amino acids. Gene Ontology annotation, biological process: progesterone metabolic process; daunorubicin metabolic process; prostaglandin metabolic process. The transcript has 6 exons. NCBI's taxonomy places the organism in Eukaryota, Metazoa, Chordata, Mammalia, Lagomorpha, Leporidae.
CAUAUAAAUUAUUAAACUGGUUCCAAGUCUCUACUUAAAUGUGGAGUGCUGCUUUAACUUCACGCUUCCCAUAUGUCAUAGACAUUUAUAUAGGCAGUGGGGCAUUGACUUCCUGUUAUCCCUUUGAAGGCAGAAGUAAUAAGCAGAGUGUGCUUGGCCCGAGGAGGGAAAGGCCAUGGAUCCCAAGCAUCAGCGUAUGGCAUUAAAUGAUGGUCACUUCAUUCCUGUACUUGGACUUGGCACCUAUGCACCUGCAGAGGUUCCUAAGAGUAAGGCUGGGGAGGCCACCAAAAUAGCUAUAGAUGUUGGUUACCGCCACAUUGAUGCUGCUUACCUGUACCAAAAUGAAGAGGAAGUAGGUCUGGGCAUCCGAAGCAAGAUUGCAGAUGGCACUGUGAAGAGAGAAGACAUAUUCUACACUUCAAAGCUUUGGUGCACUUUCCUUCGACCAGAGAUGGUCAGACCAGCCUUGGAAAAGUCACUGCAAAAACUUCAACUGGACUAUGUUGAUCUCUAUAUUAUUCAUUUCCCAGCAGCUCUGAAGCCUGGGGAGGACAUUAUGCCAACAGAUGAAAACGGAAAAUUAAUAUUUGACAAAGUGGAUCUCCGUGCCACUUGGGAGGCCAUGGAAAAGUGCAAGGAUGCAGGACUGGCCAAGUCCAUCGGGGUAUCCAACUUCAACCGCAGGCAGUUGGAGAUGAUUCUGAACAAGCCAGGCCUCAAGUACAAACCCGUCUGCAACCAGGUGGAAUGCCAUCCCUAUCUCAACCAGAGCAAACUGUUGGAAUACUGCAAGUCCAAAGACAUCGUGCUGGUUGCUUAUAGUGCUCUGGGGUCACAUCGAGAAGCAAGAUGGUGAAAGUAAAAUGAAAGCCCACCAAAACG